AUGCCUUCUGCGUUAAGCGACAUUGUUAUUAGAGUGUAUUUGGAUGACAUGGAGGGGUUAAGCUCACCAAGUUUUGAGGAAGUCGACAGGCUGGCCGGGAAAUCAGAACAGCCAAGCGAAACGAGCCAACCACGUGUAUUUCUGCCAUGGAGUCUCCGUGGACUAAAUCAGGAUUAUCAAUACCAAAGACAGCAACCUCUUGAGUCCUGGAGAUUUCGUUGCGGUACGAGUUGUCCUGUCAAAAACAGAAGAAAUGCGAAGCGUGAUCAAACCAGCUCCUUCGAUGCUCGAAAUCCAGAGGCUCAUCUCAAUUAUACAGACUGUCGGAUGGCAACAGAUAUGAGAAGGACAGAGAUUGUGGCUACGGAGAAUGAGAGAAAACAUGAGAACGAAGCCAUCGCCUUUACUUCUGCAUCCGGUGUUCAGCCACACGCCUCAAUUACAAGUGUUGGUGGAGAUUCAGGCAUUCCAAAAGUCGAAACAGGGCUGCAAAACAGGAAAGACCGUUACGAGCCAAGAACCGGGCCAGUCGGGGAGACUGCAGAUGUUGCUAUCAAAGAUACAAAGAAAAGAAAGCUCGUCGGGAGAAAGAACAACAAGAAUACCUGGAUUAGCGAGAGGUUCAAAGCUACAAACGUUAGGCAAGGUCGCUUGACACUUCAUUCCAACAACAAACUAGGUAUCUUCAAGAAAGGCAAGACCUCUUCACCGGUUCAACCACGAGAGAUCCCAUAUCUAAAUUUUUCGGAGGCUGCAUUCCUUUCGAAGGAAUCGAAAUAUUUUGAGAAGGACACUCAAUCGGUCAAUCCAAAGGGCCAGAAGGAGCCUUCUGAACGAGAACCACAGAAAGACUUUGCUCACCGCUUCAGACCGUUUAUGGACCAGUCUCGAGAUCAGCAUACCGCACCGCUGACACUUCAUGCAACUGCCCUUGGUGUUUCGCCAACUGAGCUUCCCUUAAAAAUUGACAGUAAUGACCGUAGCAACUUGGAUACUGAACAAUACACAGAGCCCAGUCGACCGAAUACCAGUGAGCGAGAUAGCGCUCAGCCACCUCUUGACCCUGCCAUGGAGCUGUACGUUCGAAAUGUCCUACGGGAGUGUCACUGGCCGAUUCACGCGAACAACUCCGAAUCUCAGACAAUUCUAAUGGUGCGGUACUCCUCUUUCCUAAGAAACAUAGAAACGUGCCACUGUGAGGGAGAGCUGACAUUGGAUGCAGGUCACAUUUGUAGGGAACCUUCUGUAGUUCCUUACAUGCGACUCCCUGGGGCAAGCGUGUUUUCCCCAGGCUCUGAUAAUCCGGAGGCGGUUACAACUGCGUCUGCUCAGGAGAUCCAAGACACGGGUUCCAUUGGCAAAAGAGCACAUUGGAAAAGAAAUGGAGACCUUCAAGUACAACGGAUAGGCGAUGAGAGCGAAUAUCCCAAUCCACACGAGCUCGAAGCUCUCUUGAUGGCAGAUCACGAGAAAUUACUGGAACUCUAUGGAGACAAUCCAGCCCUUGGCAAUCAAAACGAGUUUUCUUCUCUGAACUUGCGGACGCCAAAUGAAGUUUUAAUGGAGCUACUUGUCCAACCUUCCGAUUUCAGUGAAGCUAUGGAGCUCGAGGAUGUGGAAAACAAGAUCGAUACAGCCCCUUAUGACCUUGAUGAAGCUAAUAUCCGCUUCAGCGAUACCUCAGGAGACCUUCGAGAAUUAACUGAGAAUCUCGAAGAUCUAAUUCCGCUGGUUCGAAAUAGUGAUGAUUCCUUCGGCAUUCAAGAUGAUCUUUACGAUUUGACUCACAAGUCCCGCAUGGCUUCGUCUAGUCCCCACAGCAAACCGCUUGUUAAUCAGGAUAGUUCUGAUAGAUGGCAACCAUCAGGAAUCCAGAUCCGGUCAGAGAAAUUACUGCAUUCUACCUAUCUCCGAUCAGGCCAAGACCGCGAGUAUGGCAUUAUCCCAGAUGGAAACCAUCCACUCUUGUGGAGUUUACCGACGCAAUCUAGCCGUCAGUUUUCAAGAUUGCCUUUGCCUUGCUGGACAACUGAGCGGCCUGUUCCGUCGCUGCUUCAACGGGACGAGCCCACACGAUCUCAGUUGGCAGGCACAAGUACCGAACUACGCGGAUUCUGGCGACAGAACAACCUGUAUUGA
Molecule: messenger RNA, 2139 nt
Organism: Rasamsonia emersonii CBS 393.64
Lineage: Eukaryota; Fungi; Ascomycota; Eurotiomycetes; Eurotiales; Trichocomaceae
Exons: 8
Coding region: 1-2139 (712 amino acids)
Source: RefSeq, a predicted model, not a curated record